Messenger RNA from Rhodamnia argentea, 1137 nucleotides. Its product is annotated as protein lin-12-like. The coding region runs from base 164 to 805 and encodes 213 amino acids. The transcript has 6 exons. Lineage: Eukaryota; Viridiplantae; Streptophyta; Magnoliopsida; Myrtales; Myrtaceae. The record is from RefSeq and is a predicted model, not a curated record.
ACAUCCACCCGAAGUAAACCAAAAAGCUAUUCCGGAUGUUUUUGAAAUAUUUUGGAGGACAGGUGAAAGACAGGUGAAAGAAAGGAACGUUAGCCGGUCGGCUCAUCUCAUUAUUGAUUCCCGAUCGCCACGCGCUUGCUGAGCUUUGCCCUCUUGAUCAGCCAUGGCUUCAGCUGUCGUUGUUGCUGCUGCUUGUCUCGCCAUGAUCUCCAUCCAGCUGCCCACGCUUGCUCUCGGCGACAUUUUGUCCCCUCUUCUUUCACCCAUCGCUGAUGAGGUGUGCAAAGGAGUGACAUGUGGGAGAGGAACGUGCAAGCCCAGUCUGAACAGCACUUUCCUGCAUGAAUGUGAAUGUGAACCUGGAUGGAAGCAGACUCUUUCUUCAAGCACUGAUCAUCUUCUCAAGUUCCUCCCUUGUGUAAUUCCUAACUGCACCCUCAAUUCCUCUUGCAUGAAAUCCCCUGCUUCAGUUGAGGAGAAAACAAAACAAGAUAAUGAAUCAAUUUUGAACCCCUGUCAUUGGGUCGAUUGCGGAGGUGGCUCCUGUAACAAGACUUCAAGUAUCUCGUACAGUUGCCUAUGUGACGAGGGCUACUACAGUCUCUUCAAUCUCACUGCUUUCCCAUGCUACAAACAAUGUGCAAUUGGAAUGGAUUGCCCGAAUCUUUGGCUGUCAUCUUCGAAUAAUACUGCUUCAGCACCCACUUUGGCAGAUAGUGAUGGGUCUAGAGGCUCACUUAUGCGAGGGAAUUCUCACUGGUUGGUUGCCCUGUUGUUCUUUUUGGGCAUUGUUCAGUGCCCGUAAGGCAAAAGGUAAAGAAGAAAGCUGAUAUCUCUUGUGACAUAUUCAAAUCGCGGAUGACGUUCCUGUGAAUAACCUUAUGCGGAGGUCCAUUUUGAUACCUGAUUUGUUGUACUGUUAGAGCUGUUGUGCAGAUUAGUUGACUGAACCCAACGGACAAGUGAAUGUGAGUGAAUACAAGUUUUCAUGAGAGUGACACGUAAGUAGAUUAUCCAAAUCUCAUGCUUGUAUUAUUUCUUUUAUUUUCUUAAGUUCUAGCACAUAAAUCGUCUUGCUCAUGAGCUCUUUCUUUUUAUGCUUAUUAUUUAUAACAAGAAUGUAGGAGUAUUUCGCUG